Epinephelus moara (kelp grouper) is the source of this 1762-nucleotide messenger RNA. It is a transcript of the gene stxbp6, whose product is annotated as syntaxin binding protein 6 (amisyn). The transcript is spliced from 7 exons. Gene Ontology annotation, biological process: regulation of SNARE complex assembly; exocytosis; Golgi to plasma membrane transport. Gene Ontology annotation, cellular component: plasma membrane; exocyst. Gene Ontology annotation, molecular function: phosphatidylinositol-4,5-bisphosphate binding. Bases 355 to 1086 code for a protein of 243 amino acids. The record is from RefSeq and is a predicted model, not a curated record. Lineage: Eukaryota; Metazoa; Chordata; Actinopteri; Perciformes; Serranidae.
ACACACACACACUCACACGCGCAUACAGAGCCGCAGUCAGACAGACGGUCUCUGCGCAGCAAACGGCAGGCAGGGAAAACAAAACUCUCCUCCCGCCGCUUCCAAACCAGCAACUGUCGUAGAAGUGAAGUCGACGCAAUGUUAAACACGAAAUGCCACCGUUGAGUGUGAGGAGACAGCUAACAACGAGGAAGAGGCUGCUCAAAGUGGCUCAACUGUGACAGCAGCUGGAGACAUUAACCCAAGGAUUUGUGGACCGCACGUGGAAGGCACCGCUGAAACACAUCGGAAGAGUGGAUCUCAUCCCCUCCACUUAAACUGCUCGCCAGCUGUUCACUCCUGCCCACUUCAAAGAUGAGUGCCAAGUCAGCCAUCAACAAGGAGGUCUUCACACCCCAUGAUGAGAAGAUGCUUGCUGCCGUGCAGGUGAAGCGGAGGACCAAGAAGAAGAUACCCUUCCUGGCCACGGGUGGUCAGGGAGACUACAUGACCUUCAUCUGCGUCUCAGUGACGAAUAAGAAACCCUCCCAUGUAUCCAUCACCAAGGUGAAGCAGUUCCAAGGAUCGUCCGCCUUCGUAAAAAGGUCGCAGUGGACAAUCGACCAGCUACGGCAGGUCAACGGCAUCGACCCGAACAAAGACUGUCCAGAGUUUGACCUGAUGUUUGAGAAUGCAUUUGACCAGUGGGUUGCUGGUUCAGCAGGAGAGAAGUGCACCUUCAUCCAGAUUCUUCACCACACCUGCCAGCGCUACAGCUCGGCGCGGAAACCAGAGUUUGUCAACUGUCAGUCCAAACUGCUGGGGGAAGACCAAGAUGUAGAUUCAGUCAUUUUCCGUUGCAAGGUCUAUUUGAACAAAAAGAGGAAAGAGUUUGUUGCACACCAUGGUCAUCUACUAAGACGAGGUAACAGUAUACUACACUCAGCUGCGGACAGUGUGACGAGUGCUGUACAGAAGGCCAGCCAGGCUCUGAAUGAGCGCGGCGAGCGAUUAGGUCGGGCCGAGGAGAGGACUGCAGACAUGAUGAACAGUGCUGAGCAGUUCGCUGUUACUGCACACAAGCUUGCCAUGAAGCACAAGUGUUAGACCACUGCCAAAACCAACUGGGCUGGGGGGGUUGUUACCAGUCGCUGUACAGGAGAAGGAUUCCAGAUUUUAUUCUUUUUAAAAGAUUUAAUAUGAUUACUAUUUGUUAACAAUGUUAACAUUUUAAUGUUUUGGGUUGUUGUAUUCUGGUGCAUCCUCUGAUGGUGACGCAUCGAGCAGGGGGGGGGGAGGAAGAGAGGUAACCGACGCUACUUCAGGCUGUCAGCAGAAUGUUUCAUGCUUCUGUUUGCCAAAAAAAUAAAGUCACAAGCCACACAGCCAUGACUGUAUCAGAUAACCACGACCACUCAACACACUUUUCAUAUGCUCAGAUACUAAUGUGAGAGUGCUCAUGCCGACAAGUCAUUAUCAGCAAUCACUCCAAGACAAGGAACAGCUUGUCUCGCCGGUUAUUAAUUGUGGAGAGUUAUUUAUGAGCACUGCAGUGAUUAAACAGUCUGAUUUAUGAGGGAUGGUGCCUCUCAUAGGUUUCACAGGUGUGACUUUGCAUUGUAAAGAUGGCCAAGAUUUUCUUACCUGAUAUUUACCCAGGUAAAUAUUUUAGAAAAACAUUUGUUUGAGAGGGAGAACAUUAAAGGGGACCUUGUAUUUUUUAACCUGGACCUUAUUUUUCCAUGUUUUUGUGUCUAUGUGACUGAUGGGAGCUUUUUUUUUU